Messenger RNA from Centropristis striata (black sea bass), 1940 nucleotides. Its product is annotated as tripartite motif-containing protein 16-like protein. The record is from RefSeq and is a predicted model, not a curated record. Gene Ontology annotation, molecular function: protein binding. Lineage: Eukaryota; Metazoa; Chordata; Actinopteri; Perciformes; Serranidae. The transcript has a single exon. The coding region runs from base 240 to 1589 and encodes 449 amino acids.
AUGAGACUAAAGAACGGACCAAUCAGGACUCUUCUCUGUCUGAAGGUGUGAAAACAUAAAACCAAUAGAAAAUAACUUUAUUUUGAUGAGGAAAAGUUUGAACAUGUCGUGCUGCUCCUCAUCCUGGAAUGUAGAAAAGACUGAUAACUCCUCCCUGUGUUGUGUAACGACAACAAACCUUUUAAAGACGCUCACAGGACAGUCACAGACACAGUCGGGCUUCGUCUCUCAGAGGUGAAAUGGCGCAGAAAGGAGUUCAGCUGGACCGGGAGAGUUUCUCUUGUUCGAUCUGUCUGGAUCUACUGAAGGAUCCGGUGAGUCUUUCCUGUGGACACAACUACUGCAUGAAGUGUAUUAACAGCCACUGGGAUGGAGAGGAUCAGAAACCGGUCUACAGCUGCCCUCAGUGCAGGAAGAACUUCAAACCGAGGCCCAAACUGGAGAAAAACACCAUGUUAGCAGAAUUAGUGGAGCAGCUCAAGAAGACUGGACUCCCAGCUGCAGCAGAAAGGAGCGAGAGGCAGAAAGAGCUGGAGGUGAGUCGACUCAACAUCCAGCAGAGAAUCCAGGACAAAGAGAAAGAUGUGAAGCUGCUUCAACAGGAGCUGGAGGCCAUCAAUCUCUCUGCUGAUAAAGUAGUGGAGGACAGUGAGAAGAUGUUCACUGAGCUGAUCCGUCUCAUGCAGAAAAGAAGCUCUGAGGUGAAGCGGCAGGUCAGAUCCCAGCAGGAAACUGAAGUGAGUGGAGUCAAAGAGGUGGAGGAGAAGCUGCAGCAGGAGAUCAGAGAGCUGAAGAGGAAAGACGCUGAACUGAAGAAGCUCUCAAACACAGAGGACCACAACCAGUUUCUCCACAGCUACCCCUCACUGUCAGCACUCAGCCCGUCCACAUCCAGCAUCCAGAUCCGUCCUCGCCGCCGCUUUGACCACGUGACAGCGGCCGUGUCACGAGUCAGAGACGAACUGCAGGACGUCCUGAGAGACAAAUGGACAGACGUCUCACUGACUGAAGUGGAUGUUUUACUGCCGGCAGCAGAGCCAAAGACCAGAGCUGAGUUCUUACAGUAUUCACGAGAAAUCACUCUGGAUCCAAACACAGCACACACACAUCUGUUAUUAUCUGAAGGGAACAGGAAAGUUACAGUAACGAGAAAACAACAGUCUUAUUCUGAUCAUCCAGACAGAUUCACUCAUCAACAGCAGGUCCUGAGUAGAGAGAGUCUGACUGGACGUUGUUACUGGGAGGUGGAGUGGAGCGGGAUAGUUCAUGUAGCAGUCUCAUACAAGAACAUCAGCAGAGCAGGGAGGUCAGAUGACUGUCUGUUUGGAUCUAAUAACAAAUCUUGUGCGUUAGAAUGUACCAAUAACCGUUAUAACUUUCAGUACAACAAAGUCCAAACUCCCUUCAAAGGUCCUGGGUCCUCCAGAGUGGGAGUGUACCUGGAUCACAGUGCAGGUAUUCUGUCCUUCUACAGCGUCUCUGAAACCAUGACCCUCCUCCACAGAGUCCAGACCACGUUCACUCAGCCGCUCCACGCUGGAGUUGGUCUUUGGUUUGGAGGCUCUGCUGAGUUCUGUAAAGUGAAAUAAUCAGAAGUGAUGUAAAGAGCAGCAGGUUAAACUCUUCAGAUUUCAGGUUAAAUUUAAAUGUUGUUCUUCUUUCAGACUGGUGGAAAGAGAACAUGUUUCUUUAACUUCACUUUGUUUAUUUGCGUCUGUAGAUUUCUCCUAAAUUCACCAAAAGUUAACGUUAGAUAACGCCUCAUUUACAUAUUUCAACAGAAAACUUCUAACACAAACAAUAAUUGUGUUUGACUUUUGUGUUCAGUUUUUAAAAAAAAAAGUAUGUUAUCAUCUUUUCUUUAGAUUUAAAUUUAAAAGCACGCAUAAAAUGAUUUAAUGUAAAAAUUACAAAUAAAAAAUAUUAUUCUGACCUAAAAU